This is a messenger RNA of Mugil cephalus (flathead mullet), 2808 nucleotides long. It is a transcript of the gene sybu, whose product is annotated as syntabulin (syntaxin-interacting). Bases 186 to 2180 code for a protein of 664 amino acids. The record is from RefSeq and is a predicted model, not a curated record. Gene Ontology annotation, cellular component: vesicle; cytoplasmic microtubule. NCBI's taxonomy places the organism in Eukaryota, Metazoa, Chordata, Actinopteri, Mugiliformes, Mugilidae. The transcript has 8 exons. Gene Ontology annotation, biological process: synapse maturation; axonal transport of mitochondrion.
CAUCAGUCUGCACUCGGCUCUCCUCCACCCGACAUCCACGGAGCAGAUCGGAGACUGGCACCGCCAACAGAGGAACGAGCCCUUUGUGCUUCACCGCCUGACGCGCGUCCUUCUGACAAAAAUCAUCACCACCACCACCACCAUCAUCAAGCUUCCAGGCAGGGCAGAACGUUGUGUGAAGCACAAUGGGACCGUUCCAAGAAUAUGAGGAAAAGAAAUCACCGGAGAAAGGAAGCCCCCGCAGCCGCAUCCCGCGUUUGGUCCUCCAUCCGUUCCGGCCGAAGGACAAGGGAUCGCCUCUGUCUGAUUCCCCCUUUUCAGAGGAGGAGGGCAAGGAGUGUGACAUGAGCUCGGACCACUCCAAGAGAACCAUCAGCACCAACAGCUUUUGCUCUGAUGACACCGGCUGCCCCACUAGUCAGUCUGUGUCCCCCUCCAAAACCCCGUCAGGCUCGGAGCAGAGCGCCCACGGAUCGCCCGUCGUCCCCGAGCGCAAGGCCAAAGUGAAGCGGGUGAGGGUGAUGGCCGAGUGGAGCGGCGAGACACGAAGCGCGCCGAGGCACAAGAGGGAGCUGAGGUCGGCCUUGAAAGCCAGAGGUAGCGAGGCAGACUUCAGCUCCUCCAGCAGCACAGGCAGCCUAAAGACCAGGGAGAGCCACGCUUCCCAUUCGGCUGGAAAGAAGGGUCCUUCACGCAGUCGCGGCACUCACAUCCGAUCACUGCCAGUGUUCAAACCAGCCGGGAGCCCGACAGCCAACCGUGAUGCAGAGCUCUACGCUCCCUGCCGGACUCCUCCCAGAGUCGCGUCUUCAACCAACAGCAGCAGCUGCCACUCCAGUCCCACCUCCAGAAGAGCGAGUCUGGGCCGCUACCACUCCUGCGGAGACAACCAUGGCAUCAGGCCUCCGAAUCCCGAGCAGUACCUCACCCCUCUGCAGCAGAAGGAAGUGGCCAUUAGACACCUGAAGACCAAACUGAUGGAGUCUGAGAACAGAGUUUGUGAAAGAGAGACGGAGAUUGAAGAGCUUAAGGGUCAGCUUAGCAGAAUGAGGGAAGACUGGAUUGAAGAGGAGUGUCAUCGGGUGGAGGCUCAGUUGUCCCUCAAAGAGGCUCGUAAAGAGAUCAAACAGCUACGUCAGGUGGUGGAAACCAUGAAAAGCAGCCUGAUGGAGAAGGAUAAAGGGAUACAGAAGUACUUCAUCGACAUAAACAUUCAAAACAGGAAGCUGGAGUCCCUGUUGCAAAGCAUGGAGCUCGCCCAAAGUGGUGCCAACCUCCAGGAGGAAAACACCUUGGACUUUAUCUGCGACAGCCCUGACAGCCAUGGAAAAAAGAUGGUGGGGGAGGAAGAGGGUGGGAUGGAGCUGGGAGACCAAGGAGCGGAGGCAAUGGCUGACAGCGGGCUGCUAGCAAACGAUGAGAUGGCCAACAGUGCGGACAUUUUGGAGCAGGUGUUCAUGUCCACUGCCGUGGAUUUCAGUCAGGACUCAAAUGGCAAGCUGAGGGCUGGUGCAGAAUCUGGGCUUGGGGUGUCUGCACUGUCAGAGGGACAGCUAAUUGAUCAGUCUACUGCACUCCCACCAUCUUCACCAAUCACCGUUCCCACCACCAUCACGAUCUCACGCACGCCUUCCCAGCAGAGCACAGAAGAUAAAGAGAUCCAGACCGACAUAAGUCCAUUGACUCCGGAUCUCCAGGCUGUGUUACUUCAGCUGUUAAAGUUCCAUGGCGCUACAUCAGGGGAUGCUUCUCUGUCAGCCCCAAGCAAUCUUCUGGUAUCCCCAAACAUAUCCACAUGCACGACUACUAGUCAGCCUACCACCUCACUUUCAGAUCCCAGCAUGCUUCCAGAGAACCCGGACAACUCCGAUUCUGGCACAUACUGCUCUGAGCCUGUGGAGAGUCGAAGGUUUAUGAAGGAGCUGGACUUUGACGUUGGUGAGGAGGAACGUUGCCUGUCCCCGGGACUGGAUGUGGUCGGCAAGCGUUAUUGGAGCAACAGCUUCCUGGUGGAUUUGGUGGCAGUAGCAGCCCCAGUGUUACCCACGGUGGCCUGGCUCUACUCGCGCCACGGUGUGGAUGGAAGCUCUCCGGUGUACAAUAUCGCUGCUCUAAUCAGGGGUUGCUGCAUCAUGGGAUUGCACUCUCUUCGUCAUGUCGCUCACGCACCUGAUGCGUAAUGGCUUCCGCAUGCAAACACCCAACUCUAAACUAAAAGCACUUAAGCAUAUUUGUGAGAUCUGUUCUUGUUUGACACUUGAUAUCAAUGCAGUUACUUUGGUUCCAACACUGUUGUUUUGCACUGUACAGUUACCAUGAGUUGAAGCUAAUCAAAUGGUGACAUGUAAGGGAUUAUGUGUAACAUGGUUUAUUUAUUUUAUUUAUCAUUUACGUGUAUAAGCAGAUCAUCUGGGUAGAUGGUUAUGUGUUAUCAUUGUCUUUUGGUGUCCCUAAUUUUUGUGUUUAAAAGAUAAAAAAAAAAGUUCUUUAUGUUGGGAUGAGAGAUUGUUCAGAGAUGGAGGACUGAAUGCUAUGUUUCUGUUUGAUGGGUUCUGAAAUAGUUCAAAAAUGAAUCUUAAACCUUCAGCCAAAGCUUUAAUGUGAGUUCACUGUUUUGUGGAGUGUGUGUAUACAUAUAUUUUCCUCCCUGGGAUUAGAGCUUUACUUGGUACAGCCUGUGUAUUGUUCAUAGAUGUAAAUUAAUGCUUCAAAGCAACCAACACUUGUUAUGUGCCUGAGCAAUGUGCAAUACUGGCGGUUUACAUCAAAUGUCCUUGUAUCUUUAUUAUUAAAGCAUGAUAAUUCUGA